Messenger RNA from Elgaria multicarinata webbii, 6793 nucleotides. It is a transcript of the gene SLC6A12, whose product is annotated as solute carrier family 6 member 12. Gene Ontology annotation, molecular function: gamma-aminobutyric acid:sodium:chloride symporter activity. The record is from RefSeq and is a predicted model, not a curated record. Gene Ontology annotation, cellular component: plasma membrane. The transcript has 15 exons. Gene Ontology annotation, biological process: sodium ion transmembrane transport. The coding region runs from base 359 to 2209 and encodes 616 amino acids. NCBI's taxonomy places the organism in Eukaryota, Metazoa, Chordata, Lepidosauria, Squamata, Anguidae.
GACGUGAUUUCCUGCUCCAUUUUCCUGAUAUAAAUGGCCCUCCCAGAAGUUGCCAUUUGCCUCUUAGAUAUCGAUGAGUUCUGCCAAUAGGCAGAGUGAGGAGAUUCCCUCAGGCAAUGAGGGUGGGGCAGCGUUGGGAGUGUCACAUGCCCUGUUCCAUGCUUCUUAAGAUAGCCUGCUCUCUUCAGCUACAGUGGAAGACGCUACCCUCUUUCCAGAGUUGGAGUAAGAUUCAAUUGCUAGUCUGUCUGAUCAACCUCCGUACUGGUCUCCUACUUUGAAGAAGACAGUCCUCUAUUUUGGAAAGCUGGCAGAGGAUCCUCCUCUAUUUGGAGGCAUUCCUUACUUGAAGAGAGCCAUGAAAAGCAAAGGAACUUGGGAUGUGGAACCCAAUGGGAGCAUGAUUGUGCCAGAAGUAGAGGAAAAGCCAGGGAAGGAGAAGCAUGAUGAGCUCCAGGCCAGAGGCCAGUGGACCAACAAAGUUGAGUUCGUACUAUCUGUUGCUGGGGAGAUCAUUGGCCUGGGCAAUGUGUGGAGAUUCCCUUAUCUCUGUUACAAGAAUGGAGGCGGUGCCUUCCUCAUCCCAUAUCUCAUCUUCCUCUUUGCCUGUGGGAUUCCCGUCUUCCUCUUGGAGACAGCCCUCGGGCAAUAUACCAGCCAGGGUGGGAUCACCGCCUGGAGAAAGAUCUGCCCUAUCUUUGAAGGAAUCGGAUAUGCUUCACAAGUCAUUGAAUCCUACCUGAAUAUCUACUACAUUGUCAUUUUAUCGUGGGCCCUGUUUUACCUAUUUAACUCCUUUGCAGCUGUUCUACCCUGGGCUCACUGCAAUAAUCCUUGGAACUCAGAGUGCUGUGUGGACAUUCUGAACAGCUCAAGUUUGGAGAAUGGGACACUGCCAGUGAAUGCCACCUCCCCAGUCAUCGAGUUCUGGGAGAGGCGAGCUUUGAGAAUAACGGAUGGUCUACAUAAUCUGGGCACCGUGCGGUGGGAACUGGCACUCUGCCUCCUGCUUGCUUGGAUCAUCUGCUACUUCUGCAUCUGGAAAGGAGUCAAGUCCACCGGCAAAGUGGUCUACUUCACUGCCACAUUCCCUUACCUGAUGUUAAUUAUUCUGCUGGUUCGAGGAGUCACUCUGCCUGGCGCCAGUGAAGGGAUCUUGUUCUACUUGAAGCCUGAUGUUUCUAGACUGGCAGAUCCUCAGGUAUGGAUGGAUGCAGGUACUCAGAUCUUCUUUUCUUAUGCCAUCUGCCAGGGGUGCCUGACAGCCCUGGGCAGCUACAACAAAUACAACAACAAUUGCUACAGGGAUUGCUUUAUGCUCUGUUUCCUGAAUAGUGCUACCAGCUUCGUGGCUGGCUUUGCCAUUUUCUCCGUAUUGGGCUUCAUGGCACAAGAACAGGGCAUACCUAUCUCGGAUGUGGCUGAAUCAGGUCCGGGCCUAGCAUUCAUCGCCUACCCAAAAGCUGUAACCAUGAUGCCUGUCUCUCAGCUGUGGGCCUGCUUAUUCUUCCUUAUGCUGAUCUUCUUGGGUCUGGACAGUCAAUUCGUCUGUGUUGAGAGCUUGGUGACAGCCAUUGUUGACAUGUUCCCAGAUGUUUUCCGCAAGAAAGGACGGCGGGAGCUGCUGAUCCUGGGCAUUGCAGUGAUAUGCUACCUGCUAGGCCUGCUACUGGUCACUGAGGGUGGAAUGUACAUCUUUCAGCUGUUUGAUUAUUACGCAGCCAGUGGCACAUGCCUCCUCUUCCUCGCUGUCUUUGAAGUCAUCUGCAUUGGAUGGGUUUAUGGAGCGGACCGUUUCUAUGACAAUAUUGAGGAUAUGAUUGGUUACCGGCCGUGGCCCCUGGUUAAAUACUGCUGGCUCUUCCUCACACCUGGGGUUUGUCUGGCAACCUUCCUGUUUUCACUUAUUAGAUACACACCACUCAGAUAUAACAACGUGUACGAGUACCCACCAUGGGGGAUUGCUGUGGGCUGGUUGAUGGCACUGUCCUCAAUGAUCUGCAUUCCAUUCUACAUUGUGUUCAGCCUCCUGAAAACCAAAGGAUCAUUAAAGCAGCGGUUACAACAGCUCACUACUGCAGCAGACGACUUGCCCCAGCCAAAGAAGCACCAGAUGGUCUUCUCUGGACAGCAGGACAUCUCCAAGCAAGGAAGACAGCAUCCAAAAAAGGAAGUGCUCAUCACGACAGAGAAAGAAACGCACUUUUAAAGCUCAGAGGGAAUGACUUCUUUUUACCUUCUGGAAAGGUCCCUCCUUAUUUUCCUUCUCUUUACAUCUAGGAAUGUUGGAGAAGUCUGUUGAAGUGUGGAAUUCAAAAAGUUUUCCUAGGCUCUCCCCGCAGACUUCAUUUCGCUUCCCACUGCAGCGCCUGACUUGAUCUACAGCAAGUUGGGCCAGUUUGCAGAUUUUCUGGGAAAUUUCUAGGUUUCUGCAAUUUGUGCACAUUUCGGAGUAAUUUGUGCAUAAUAUGUCUGAAUUUGCACAAAUUAUGCUCAAUGUGUAUGAACUAUGCCCGAAUUCGCAUAAUUUGCACAAAUUGCUCAGAAUUAUGCACAAAUUGUGGAACCUUCCAAAAAAGAAAAGAACGGUGCAAGAAACUGUGUGGAGUUUGGGGAACAUCUGUGGCUCGACUUGCCAUGGAAUUCUGUCAAGUCAAAAAAAGAACUGGAUUUCCCAGCAACGGGCAUCUGAGAUGAGACAGGCUUACUUAAGAUGGCAACAUCUCUUGCCAUUUGCAUGUUCCUAGCAGCUGAUUUUAUCCACCAGAGCAGGGCCAACACAAUUGUUUUUAGAGCUGAGCCUAAAUUUCUCAGAAGAUGUAUUUCUCAGGAAAUUUCUCAGAUUGGUCUUUUUGUUCCCCACCUAGAAAAAGAAAGCCACUUGGCAGAAUUUUCUCUAAAUGUUCUCCACCAUCUUUUUUGUGUGUGUUGGCUGCCACUCGUCCCCACCACCACCACAACGACAUUGUGAAAAAUGAAAAAUAGCUGCGAUGCUGCUGUCAACAGAGUUGCUGAUGUUGUCACUUGCACCAGCAGCAGCAGCAGAAAAAAUGAACUUCGGAAAAGGAAAUGUGUUACUACCGCGGGUAACGGUGAGAUCCACCCACACCCCAAGAACUGUUCGAGAUUUUUUUCUGCUCCUGGAGAAAUUGGAUGAUUUUUCCUUCGCCACCCCCACCUUUCAUCUAAGCACAAAUAGAGUGGAGAAUUGUAAGAGUCCACUGGUGUUCAGCUCAGGUUAUUUUCAGUGGGGACUGGUGUCCCCAAUGCUGGUGGGCUGUGAUUACAUUCUGGAUCUUAAUCAGAACCUGUGAGAACUUUAAAGGAGUUAUCCAAGGUACUACUGCACCAUAUCCCCCAAAUGGGUUCUGACUGGUUCUGACUGACACCAAGAAUAGAAUCACAGUUGCACUGAAAUCAGAGCCACCAGCCUCCACUGAUUAUGUUUACACCAGUAGAAUGGCCAUUGUGGAGCUGCAAAAUUGUAUGGGGAACUCCUUUUAACCAGCAGUGCCAGUGGCUGAACCUUCGGCUAUGUACUCUACCACUGAAACAUACCCCCUUCUUUUUAUUAGAAAAAAAUGGGCAGCAAGGUGAGUUCGCCAGAAAAGAUUCCGUGAAAGCUGGCCAUCUCAAAUUUCCAUUGACUGGUUCCCCUUCCACCUCCAUUCAUUGGCAAAACCUUUCAAAUUCUUUGCAAACCUAAGUCUUGGAAGCUGUACAAAUUAAACAAAGACCCUUUUCAGAUGACACAGUGGUUAAGCAUUUUGAGCUAAACGUUAUGGCUUAGCGUGUCGUGUGAACCAUUCUUAACCAUGGUUUAAACAUGCUCACUAACCAUUUGCUGGAAAAAGGGUUAGCGGCCUAACCAUGGCUUAGCGUGUUGUCUGAGCAGGGCCAAAAUAAGCCAGCUCUGCCAAAUUUGCACAAUCUAACCUCAGGAUGCGUGUUUCUUUGGCAAUUUUAGUGGGUUACUUUUUUACUCAGAAAAAAAGUUUACAUAGAUCUGCUACGUGAAGUUUCUUUUAAAACAACAACAAAAAGUUGCAACAACCCUCUAUAUGGACUUUAAAAUCAGAGCGGAUCACUCAACCUCUUCCAUUACAUGAGGGCCUGAAGGAAAACAAGGUGAUGAAUUGGAUGCAAGAUGAGUUUGUCAGAAAAAGAACGUGUCAUGGCCACUUAAGAUCUUUCUCCCCCUCCCUUUGAGAAGAGACUGGUGCAGAAAAGCUGACAGGAUUUCAGCUUGGAUAUACCUCAUUCGAUACAGCUCUGUGUGAUGUCCUUGGAUUGUUGGAAAACUAGAGAAAUGCGAAUUGAAUGGAACCGCCGUAAAAUGAAAUGCCAAAAACUGUGUUCGCACACGCCGGGACCAUGCAGGAAAUACCAAAGUUGAAGUCUCACCAGAUACUAGCUUAGCAUUUGUGACAUAAAAGCUUACAUACGAUUUGUAAGAAGUGGAAACGAAAUACAUGUCAAGCCAAAAUACCAAAUAUGGUGCUCCCCCCCCCUGUUUUUUUCCUUUUCUUUUGUUUCUUGUGUAACUGUUAACUCCUAUUCAAGCACAAUUUAACACCCCCUGCCUUCUCCAACCUGGUGCCCUCCAGAUGUGUUGGACUACAACUCCCAUAAUUAUGAGAAUUAUGGCUGGAAAUGAUGGGAGUUGUAGUCCAACUCAUCUGGAUGACACCAGGUUGAAGAAGGUUGCAGUACCCUAAACACCAAGAGGGAUCUCCUUUUGCACCAUUAACAUUUUCAGAGUGGGAGCCAUGUUACUCUUUUGCAGCAGGAACAACAAAAGAGCUUGUAGAUGCAACGAAGAGUCUUGUGGCACUUGUUACUCUUUACGGCACCACAAGACUCUUUUUUUUUCUUUUUCAAGACCAUUAAUUGAGAUCUGCAGAUUUACAACGCAGUUCUUUGCCUGUUUACUUAGGAGGGUCCUGCCCCAACCAAUGGGACUUACUUCCAAGCAAGACUACAUAUAUAUAUUAGUCCUUUGACUUAAUAUCACUUAUGAAUGUUACUAUUCACCCUCAUUUUUAAUGUAAUUUAUCCAACUAGAGUUACUAGGUUUGCGGGGUGCUAUUUUAUGUUCCAGUGAAGCAAGGGCAAGAUUCAACAGCCUAUUUAUUAAAGAUUAAGUUUGCAGUCCUAUAUUCAUUUACCUGGGGGUAAGUCAGUGGGUCUUACUUCUGACUAGUCGUGCAUAGGAUUACAUUGUUAAUUGCAAAAUAAUAAAGAGAAGAGAAGAGAAAGGAAGGAGAGCGAAGCAUUUUUAUACAAUUUGUUGUGCUUGCUUUUUAUCCACAUACAAUAACCAAAGAUAUAGGUGCUUCUGAGGAAUAAUUACAUCAGGCAGUACCCUAUUUCCCCCGUCUGCAACAGCUUCCCAAAUAGCUUGCAACCUCACAAAGUAUCCUGUAUCUUUAACAGCCCUAGAGAUGUGUGCAACACACUUCCCUUUUGUCUGCUAUUUGUUCUCUUUGCUCCAGAAGGUAGAGAGGAGAAGAGUUGACGCGGUUGUGGCAGAAGUAGGAUGAAAGCAACGAUUGCUGCACAUGGAGCUAUCCAACAUGCGCUGGGCUUCCUUGACAACUCUCCACUGACAGAUUGGUUGAACAUGAUAACAUCAGGGUCACUGCUCUCAAUAGGUUCAUCGCUGCUUACGUAUCAGGUCCUGGGCACCACUCCGGAAUAUAUGCAAGGUCACCUCUCCUCUAAUGAGCCCCAAGAUCAGCUUCUAAGUGGAACAACCUAUUAAAGACCAGGUCAGUUGUUCUGGCCAGUUGGCUAUUCUAAUAAUCAUGACAUUAAUACGAUGAAAGUCCAUGUAGGUAUGCAAAGAUUGGGCCAGGUGUCCUGUCCCAAUAAUGGAAGGGCCAUUCUUGGGAAGGUAAACUCUUAUACCGAGAAGGUUGAGGAGCAGUUAGAUGUGGGACCAGGCUUGGCAUCAGCACUAAGUGCCCUUGGACAGCUGACUCCUAUUUUGGCCCUCUGCACCAAACAGAUAUGUCUACAAGCUACCAUUUUAAAUGUCCCACAAUGCCUCCGAAUCAGGGCAUUGUGUCACUUUACAAUGGUGGCUCAUAGCUGCCUACUUCUGUCACAAAGCAAGCCCAUGGCUAGAAGCCCAUCAAUAUGUUAUGGGGCCCACCAGAAAGCACUCUGCCUACUUAUUAUUUGCUAUAAAAAGGAAGCAAAAACUUUGAUGCAUUUACCUGGAAGUAAGUCUCAUUGAACAUGCAUAGGAUCUGCUUGAAAAUGCAGCAAAGAUGUAAGCAUCAGAAUAUUGGGCUGUUGGGUUCUUCUACCAGAGGGAGGAAAAGCCCCAAAUUUCAAGGAGACCAUAACCCUAUUCAGGCAUUUGAUAUCUGUGGGUCCUGAAUGUGUGAAGGGGCAAGCAGAAAUAUAUAGGGCUAACCCCAUCUUCUCUAUGAUACUUUGGUUGCUAGUCACACUCCCCAGCCAAUCAGCUCAAUCUGAGCCCACCCACCCUUUUCUACAAGUGAAGAUUUUCUAAAAGUAUGGAAACCUUGGCCAAUCAGGGUUCCUACCACCAUGGAAGAAACCCUACAUAUGCAGUCCCUUUCAGACUGAGCUAAUGAAGGGGAGCAUCUGUUGUCAUGGUUGUCCCUUUACAUGCUCAUCCUGAACACUGGAAAAGGGCUCAUCAGUAAUUCAUAAAGCAAUCAGAUUCUUGUUUACAACUUUUGUACGUACAGAUGACGUCUAGUGUGAGAUGCCAAUUUUGCACUUAAAAUAUACUCAAUAAACACAUUUCUUUAAUUUC